Molecule: messenger RNA, 438 nt
Organism: Fraxinus pennsylvanica
Lineage: Eukaryota; Viridiplantae; Streptophyta; Magnoliopsida; Lamiales; Oleaceae
Source: the annotation of a GenBank genome assembly
AUGCCUAAGGUGAAGACUAACCGAGUAAAAUACCCCGAGGGUUGGGAGUUGAUUGAACCUACUCUACGUGAACUACAAGCACAGAUGAGAGAAGCUGAGAAUGAUCCACAUGAUGGUAAAAGAAAAUGUGAGGCCAUGUGGCCUAUUUUUAAAAUAGCCCAUCAGAAAAGUCGCUACAUUUUUGACCUUUAUCACAGGAGGAAGGAAAUUUCCAAGGAAUUGUAUGAGUUCUGCUUGGAUCAGGGUUAUGCAGAUCGUAACUUAAUUGCGAAGUGGAAAAAGCCUGGCUAUGAAAGGCUCUGCUGCUUAAGGUGCAUGCAACCUCGGGAUCAUAACUUUCAAACUACCUGUGUGUGCCGAGUGCCAAAGCAUUUGCGGGAGGAGAAAGUUAUAGAAUGCAUGCACUGCGGUUGUGGGGGCUGUGCGAGUGGAGAUUGA